AUGCUGUAUAUCUGGUUUUAUUUGGCUGCCAGUUGAAUAUGGAGAUUCAGAAAUAGUUGAGUACGAAUAUUGCCAUCAAACAGUUUUAAAGUGUCUCUAUUUGAAGUAAGAAAAUUGAACUUUCAGGAUCUCCCAUCGAUCUUGGCAAAUGAAAAAUUGAUAAUAGGUCCGUAACCUACUACCAUUCAUUUAUUUGAUACAACUUCUCAUACGUACAGUUUACACACAAAUACAACGUUAUCCUUCCAAACAGCAAAAAUGAAUUAUUGUUGAAUCACAUAAGUUCAUGUGACCUUUUUUUACUCCUCCUUCACUUACAGGGUCUGCCCCAUCAAAACAAUUCCAGGGGCCCAAUACCUUAUAUUUCAAAUAAACAUUGUUAAAGAUAUUUUGAACAAAUUAUUUUCAGAGUAACUCGAAAAUGGCUUUGUAUCAGGUAACGUCCAAAAAGUAUCUUGUUGUAUGUCUGAUCCGUCUCCCAACCUUUGACCAAUAAACGAGAGCAACUAUCAUCAUGAAUAAUUCUACCGACGUUUCAAGUUUUCAAAACAAAGCCAAAAAAUUAAGCUACCAUUUAUUGCUUAUUCUGUAUGUAUCCGAAACGCCAAUAACAUUGAUCUUUCUUCAACUGUGUGGUAUCAUUUAUUACCAGAUAGAGAAUAAGAGAUGUAUCAGAACAAGCAUACUUUGAAAUACCUUGACUGUUAUAUUUAGUUGAUUUUACCAUAACUUGUAUUAUUUCAUUCUAGGCUACUACGUGGAUGAUAAUGGAUUUUUUCACUGCGAAGUAUGUCACAGAAAAUACAAAUUCAAAAACGGCGUCAAACAGCAUAUAAAGUAUGAAUGCAGGAUACUCGGACAGUUCCAGUGUCCCAUUUGCCAGAAAUUCUUUAACCGCAAAGGAAAUCUAAAAUUUCACAUUCUUAAUGUACACGGGUGUAGUAUUCGCUAGGGGUGUAUAGAGAGGGGAGAGGGUACAGGAUGCUGAUCGAAUUGUGGAAGAAUUUGACAAUUUUUGAGUGAAGCUUCAAAGUCACUAUGCCUCCUAUCAACGAACUUAGGUUCUAUACGUUGCUUCUCAAUAAAACUGUUCAACAAAUAGGCAGUCAUUUAUAGAAACGUUCCUUAUUGUACUAGUCAAAAUAAAAUGUACGCUGGAAAAUAAAUCCGUUGUAAUUUAGUUACCUAUUUAUUAAAUGCUUCAUAGUACAAUUUUGGUUGAGGGACAUUCGACCACUGUGUUAUUAGGGGGAGUAUAAUUGCAGAAAUUGAACAUUUCUUAAAUAUACCAGUAUUUUUUGUUUUAACAAAAGCACAAGAACGGAAAAGUACAUUUAUUCGAAUAGAAACCCUCCAGACACCGAAAGGGGGG
Molecule: messenger RNA, 1372 nt
Organism: Acanthoscelides obtectus
Lineage: Eukaryota; Metazoa; Arthropoda; Insecta; Coleoptera; Chrysomelidae
Source: the annotation of a GenBank genome assembly